Molecule: messenger RNA, 537 nt
Organism: Cooperia oncophora
Lineage: Eukaryota; Metazoa; Nematoda; Chromadorea; Rhabditida; Trichostrongylidae
Source: the annotation of a GenBank genome assembly
AUGCCUCCUGAAGGAGCAACUGAAGCCGAAGUAAAGGCUGUCGAGCGGCGUUUUCAGAUACGGUCGCGUGUGGCCGACGUUCUUCAUCCCCGCUAUGACACCUAUUUCAAUAUUCUGCGGUGGCUACAAUCUUACGAUUUCAACGAGCAAAAGACACUCCGCAACUUGCGAAGACAUCUGAAAUUUCGUAAAGAACGUCAUAUGGACGAGGACGCUCGUGAUCUUCAGAGCUGUGCCAUGUCCGCUGAAUAUGCCCCAAUUUCGAUCAUUGGACCUAACCGGAAAAACGGAGACCGACUGAUCGUCAUUGACCAGGGCGGUGAGUUUCCCUUUCAGCGUGUAGAAACAGUUACUUCAAAUAAGCUGUUUAUAUACGGGCUUUACUUCUGUUAUCAUACUGUAGGGUCCGUUGCCACAUCUGUCAUGAGCACAGGUAUAUUCGGAUGUUCGUUCCAAGCCGUACAUUUGCGAAUAUUGCUCAAAGAGUUAUGCAGACAGUCGCCAGUUAGCGUAUCACAUGUACAGUCACAGAGGUGA